Messenger RNA from Ceratotherium simum simum (southern white rhinoceros), 946 nucleotides. RefSeq names its product olfactory receptor 8S1-like. NCBI's taxonomy places the organism in Eukaryota, Metazoa, Chordata, Mammalia, Perissodactyla, Rhinocerotidae. Gene Ontology annotation, biological process: G protein-coupled receptor signaling pathway. The record is from RefSeq and is a predicted model, not a curated record. Gene Ontology annotation, molecular function: olfactory receptor activity; G protein-coupled receptor activity. Gene Ontology annotation, cellular component: membrane.
AUGUCCUUGGGGAACGACAACACCAUCACCAAAUUUAUUCUCAUUGGACUAUCUGAAAAUCCCCACGUCAAGGCUCUGCUCUUUGCGCUGUUCCUGGAGAUUUACCUCUUGACCAUCAUGUGAAACCUGAUGCUGCUGCUGGUGAUCAGGGCUGAAUCUCACCUCCACACACCCAUGUACUUCUUUCUGAGUCACCUCUCUUUUGUUGAUCUCUGCUUCUCGUCAGUCACUGUGCCCAAGAUGUUGGAGAAUCUUCUGUCACAAAGGAAAACAAUAUCAGUAGAGGGCUGCUUGGCUCAGGCCUUCUUUGUGUGUGUUGCUGCAGGGACUGAAGCCUGUCUGCUCUCAAUGAUGGCCUAUGACCGCUAUGUCGCCAUCUGCCACCCAUUGCUCUAUGGACAGAUCAUGAUUAAACACCUGUAUAUGCAGCUUGUGUGGGACUCAUGGGGACUGGGCUUUCUGGACGCACUCAUCAACAUCUUCCUAGCUAUGAACAUGGUCUUCUGCAAGGCCAAGAUCAUCCCCCACUACGGCUGUGAAAUGCCCUCUCUCCUCCCUCUGUCCUGCUCUGAUAUCUCCAGGAACCUCAUUGUCUUGCUCUGCUCCACUCUUCUGCAUGGACUGGGAACCCUCCUUCUGGUCUUUUUAUCCUAUGCCGGCAUUAUCGCCACCAUCCUGAGCAUCAGAUCGACCUCAGGCAGAAGCAAGACCUUCUCCACAUGCUCCUCCCACCUCACUGCAGUGACACUGUACUACGGCUCAGGGUUCUUCUGCUAUCUCAUGCCAAAUUCAGGUUCCCUCAUGGAGUUAAUCUUCUCUGUGCAAUAUACUGUAGUCACUCCUAUGCUGAAUCCUCUCAUUUACAGUCUGAAGAACAAGGAGAUGAAGGCAGCUCUGAAAAGAACUUUGGAAAAGUAUUUACAGCAUAUCAGGUACUGAAAUCAAA